Protobothrops mucrosquamatus (brown spotted pit viper) is the source of this 777-nucleotide messenger RNA. RefSeq names its product IZUMO family member 2 (gene IZUMO2). The record is from RefSeq and is a predicted model, not a curated record. Bases 1 to 777 code for a protein of 258 amino acids. NCBI's taxonomy places the organism in Eukaryota, Metazoa, Chordata, Lepidosauria, Squamata, Viperidae. The transcript is spliced from 8 exons.
AUGCAACAAAUCUCAGAACAUCUCAUGCCAAACACAAAUGAAGUAGCUUUACUCACUUACCAGGAGCUCAAAGGCUUCCACAGUUAUCUUACUGCCAUCAACCCAAGAGUCAUGCCGCUCUUAGGAUUUUCUUCUCUGUUGUUCCUGGUAUUCAUUCCCACCAGGAUCUGGGCUUGCUUACAAUGUGACCCAGUGUUUAAGAGCAAUAUAGCUAAGCUCCGGACUGACAUUGUUCCAAAAAAGAUACGGGACACUCGCUUGAAGACACGCGCUGAAGUCCUCCUCAAGGGCCUUGAGGGGGAUUUCUUUCUGCAUUAUGCCACUAGCCAGUUUUCGGGAUUGGCAGUUAAAUCCAUGGUUGAUGCCUUGAUCCAAGAGGUGAAGAUCACAACAGAAAAACUGCUUCAAACCCAACGUACAGAUGAGGAUCUGCUGGAAGAAUUGGUGGACUUCCGGACAAAGGCAACCAUGAGUCUCAAGAAAGCCUUAAAGAUGUACCAAAUACAAGGUUGUGAUGAAAAUAUAUGUGCAACAUUGAAAUAUGAAGUAUUUAAUUGUGGAAGAUGCCUGCCAACAGAGGCCUAUUGCUUGUCACUAAGUCAGUGCUUUGUUGAUAACCAAGACCGUCUGGCCCUUCGCUUCGGGGAACCAUUGGUGGAACCAGACAUCGCUCGGACUGGAGUGGCCAUUGUCCUGUGUAUGGGCGGAGUGUUGUUCCUGGUGAUCAUAGGCGUCAUUAUCAUGUACUGGAGAAGUCAGCUGUAUCGUUAUGUUUAG